UUCUUCCUUCCUUCCUUCCUUGUGAAGAGAAGAAACAAAAACCCGCCUCUCCCUCUCACUUCACUGCUGAUCAACUUCCUUCCCUGUUGGAUUUUUCCUAAUUAUUCAUAUACAUACACAUAAUAUACAAGCAAAGAAUUGAGAGAAUUCAAGAUUAUUCAUGUAAUGUAAUGAUUGGGGAUAUUAGAUUUACAGCCAUUGCUUUCACUGGAAUUCUGGCGCUGUUAGCUUAAAUGGAACCAGAAGAAGAGCCACAGCAAAAGCGCCCUCAUCUCAACAACAUACACUCUUCAAUGGCUCGUCACUCUUCUUCUCCUCCUCCCCAUGACAACAGACCUGUUGAUGCUGCAGUUCUUCAGUACCAGAACCAGAAGCUUGUACAACAGAUAGAAACACAGAAGCAAGAGUUACAUGAUCUUGAAUCAAACAUCAAAGAGCUAAAAGAGAAGCAAACUUCAUAUGAUGAAAUACUCAUACAAGUGAACUUACUCUGGACUCAGUUGAUUGACGACAUAAUUUUGCUCGGUGCUCAAGCGGGGGCUGGCCAGAGGGCUAUACAGAGUUUGGAUCGUGUUGAAUCUUCUCGUGGCUCCAUUCCGUCAUGUCCGCCGGAGGAUAUAUUUCUUUGUAGGUUACUAGAAACAGAUGCUAUAAAAAGCAACAAAACUGAUGGAUCAAUUGGUUAUGUUGAAGAAGCUCUUGCGGCACGUCAGACUUCUACGAGGGAGUUGAUGAAAUUAUUGGAGGAUGCUAUUGAUUCUCAAAGAGCUAAAUUUGAGGACAUAGCUGAUAUUUUGCUGGGGAAACCAUCUGCAGAAGAUGCUGUUAUCCAGUUGCGGAAGCUUGAUGACUUGAUAAUAGAGGAGGCGAGUUGCCUCCAUAAGGUGGCUGAUAUGCUUCACUUUAAACACAAACAAUAUGCUGAUGAGAUUCAAACUUGCAUUGACAACCAUUCAGUUGAUCGGAUAGAGAUAAAGCGCCUUGCUGGAGAGCUUGAAGAAAGUAUGGCAGAACUCGAAGAAAGUAGAAGGAAAUUAAUUAAUCUGAAAAUGCAGAAAGAUGGGGUUUCUGGGAUGCAGGUUCCAAUUCCUAUUCCUGUUAUAGUUCCUAAUGCUGUGAAUGGAUCUGUAUCUCCUGAAAAGCCUGCAGAUAGGUCAAAGCGUUUACGUGAACUAAAAGAAUCCAUCAAGGAUAUAAAGGUACUAGCAGAUGACCGGCUUUCUGAGCUUCAAGAUGCACAGGAGGACAACCUAAGUUUGUCAAAGCAGCUGCAGGAUCUUCAGAAUGAAAUGAAGGAGGACAAGUAUGUUUAUUCAUCUCGCCCUUACACAUUGGUGAAUGAUCAGUGCAGAAAGGCCAUUCAUCAUGCGGAGGGAGAAAGAAUUGAUUGUAAAAGCAGAGUCCUUCGAUGCUGCAAGGAAUUCAACUGAUAGUUCUGAGUCAAAGGUUGAAGAGCUACAGAAUCAACUGCAAAUGUGUGUUAUUGAGAAGAACGAGAUGGAGAUAAAACUGGAAGAAGCAACACAAGAUUCAGGAAGAAAGGAUGUCAAAGAAGAGUUUCAGGUAAUGGCAUCAGCUUUGUCGAAGGAAAUGGAGAUGAUGGAAAGCCAGUUGAAUAAGUGGAAGAAUACAGCUGAUGAGGCCAUGUCCUUGCGUGAGAAAGCGCAAUCACUUAGUUCCUUAUUAGACGUAAAGACUGCUGAAUUAAAGAAUUUGGCUGAUCAGUUUACUCGGAAGAUGGGGGAGAUCAAGUCUUUGAAGGAUAUUACUGAGAAAAUGCAGAAGGAAAAAGAAGAGCUAGAAACUUUCUUGGAUAUGUUGGGUCAGCAAAUCUACGAUAAUAGAGACUUGACAGAGAUUAAAGAAUCAGAACAGAGAGCUCACCUGCAAGCUGAAACUUUGAGGAAUGCCCUAGAUGAACAUAGCUUGGAAUUGAGAGUGAAAGCAGCUUAUGAAGCUGAGGCGGCAUGCCAGCAGAGGCUCUCCGUUGCUGAAGCCGAAAUUGCUGAAUUAAGGACUGAGUUAGAUGCUUCUGACAGAGAUGUUUUAGAGCUCAAGGAAGCCAUCAACAUCAAAGAAGGGGAGGCAGAGUCCUACAUAUCUGAGAUCGAGACUAUUGGUCAAGCUUAUGAAGACAUGCAAACUCAGAACCAACGUUUGUUGCGGCAAGUGACUGAAAGGGAUGAAUAUAAUAUAAAGUUGGUGUCUGAUAGCGUGAAAGCAAAGCAAUCACAAAACUUACUGCUCUCUGAGAAACAAGGGUUUGCAAAGCAACUUCAACAGCUUAAUGGAUCACUUGAAGCUUUGAAGUCGAAAGUAGCUCAAAGAGAGGAGCAGUUGAAGCUUCACCACCUCGAACUUUUAAGCUCCAUUCAACAAGACAAGCACACGGCGAUAACUCUUGAAGCUGCAAAGUGGGAAUUAGCAGAUGCAGAAAAGGAACUAAAGAUGCUGAAAUCCACUGUACUAUCAUCUGAGAAGGAACAUGAACAGAUCCUGCGAAAAAUAGAUGACAUUCAAAUAGAAUUAGAUAAUGAAAGGAGAGAGAGGAAGAAGCUUGAUGAAGAACUGAUGGAAUUGAAUAGAACAGUUGCUGAGUUGACUUCUGAAACUGGGGAAGCUGCAAUACAGAAACUCCAGGAAGAGAUUAAGGACUGCAAGGCCAUACUCAAGUGUGGGGUGUGUCUUGAUCGGGCCAAGGAGGUUGUGAUAGUGAAGUGCUUCCAUCUAUUUUGCAACCAAUGCAUCCAAAGAAAUCUAGAACUCCGGCACCGCAAAUGCCCUGGAUGUGGAACUGCAUUCGGACAGAAUGACGUUAGAUUUGUGAAGAUUUGAUUGAUAAUGCGUUGGUGCUGGGGGGGUUUGUCUAAGCCAAGAUGAUAUUCAGCUUGUAAAAAAGGAUAUGAAGUAGCAAUUUGUGUGUUUGGUUACCACUUGGGGAGGAAUAGUGAGGUUGUGAAUUAUGUGAGCGAGACAAAGAUUCAUAAUUUUCACUGGAAUCGAAUAUAUAUGUAAUAUGAAAAGAAAAAUCUUAGUAUGAUCCCCUCCGCUAUAAGAAAAAGAUAAAAGGGAAAAGGAUGGGAUGCUGAUGAAGACCACCCCAUCCCCAUCAUCAUCCCUAAUCAAAGAUGAUGGGUGGAACCUUAUCCAAAUGGAACUGUUGUUGAAUA
Molecule: messenger RNA, 3170 nt
Organism: Sesamum indicum (sesame)
Lineage: Eukaryota; Viridiplantae; Streptophyta; Magnoliopsida; Lamiales; Pedaliaceae
Source: RefSeq, a predicted model, not a curated record